AUGACAACCAAUCUGCAGUUCAACAACAACAAGUAUUAUCUGAUCCAGCUGUUAGAAGAUGAUGAUCAGAGAAACUUCAGUGUUUGGAUGAGAUGGGGCCGAGUUGGGAAAACAGGGCAGCACAGUUUGGUGGCUUGUUCAGGUGACCUUGCCAAGGCCAAAGACAUCUUUCAGAAGAAAUUCCUUGACAAAACAAAAAAUAACUGGGAGGAUCGUGAAAAGUUUGAGAAGGUACCUGGAAAAUAUGACAUGCUCCAUUUGGACUAUGCCACCAAUGCUCAGCAAAUCAAGGCAGGUUACCAGUCUCUUAAGAAGAUUGAGGAUUGUAUUCGGGCUGGGCAGCAUGGACGAGCUCUCACAGAGGCAUGCAAUGAAUUUUAUACGAGGAUCCCACAUGACUUUGGGCUCCGUACCCCUCCACUAAUCCGAACAGAGAAGGAAUUAUCAGAGAAAGUACAACUCCUGGAGGCAUUGGGAGACAUUGAAAUUGCCAUUAAGCUGGUGAAAACAGAGCUGCAAAGCCAAGAACACCCGCUUGACCAACACUACAGAAAUCUACGUUGUGCCUUGUGCCCUCUAGACCAUACAAGUUAUGAGUUCAAAGUGAUUGCCCAGUAUCUACAGUCUACCCAUGCUCCCACACACAGUGACUAUACCAUGACCUUGCUGGAUGUUUUUGAAGUAGAGAAGGAGGGUGAAAAAGAAGCUUUCAGAGAAGACCUUCAAAACAGGAUGCUGCUGUGGCAUGGCUCCAGGUUGAGUAACUGGGUGGGAAUCCUGAGCCAUGGGCUUCGAAUUGCCCCACCAGAAGCUCCCAUCACAGGUUACAUGUUUGGGAAAGGUAUCUACUUUGCUGACAUGUCUUCCAAGAGUGCCAAUUACUGCUUUGCCUCUCGUUUAAAGAACACAGGACUAUUGCUCUUAUCAGAGGUAGCUCUAGGUCAGUGUAAUGAGCUCCUCGAGGCCAAUCCCGAGAUUUUCAAAAGUCUGUUCUUUGAGGAUGUUCAGUCCUGCUUCCUAGUCUGUCUUUGUCUUGGAACUUCCCUGUCCACCAUUGGUGACUUUGCUGGUAUGUAA
This is a messenger RNA of Elephantulus edwardii (Cape elephant shrew), 1077 nucleotides long. RefSeq names its product poly (ADP-ribose) polymerase 2 (gene PARP2). The transcript is spliced from 11 exons. NCBI's taxonomy places the organism in Eukaryota, Metazoa, Chordata, Mammalia, Macroscelidea, Macroscelididae. Bases 1 to 1077 code for a protein of 358 amino acids. Gene Ontology annotation, molecular function: NAD+ poly-ADP-ribosyltransferase activity. The record is from RefSeq and is a predicted model, not a curated record.